Molecule: messenger RNA, 2963 nt
Organism: Ictalurus punctatus (channel catfish)
Lineage: Eukaryota; Metazoa; Chordata; Actinopteri; Siluriformes; Ictaluridae
Exons: 5
Coding region: 1461-1787 (108 amino acids)
Source: RefSeq, a predicted model, not a curated record
UGUGUGUGAGAGAGAGAGAGAGAGAGAUAGAUAGUGUGUGUAUCUGUGUGUGUGUGUGUGUGUAUCUGUGAUUUUUUGUGUGUGAGAGAGAUUGUGUGUGUGUGUGUGUGUGUGUGUGUGUGUGUGUGAGAGAGAGAGAUAGUGUGUGUGUGUGUGUGUGUGUGUGUAUCUGUGAUUUUUUUUGUGUGAGAGAGAGAGAGAGAUAGAUAGUGUGUGUAUCUGUGUGUGUGUGUGUGUGUGUGUGUGUGUGUGUGUGUGUGUGUAUCUGUGAUUUUUUUUGUGUGUGUGUGUGAAUAUGUGUGAGAGAGAGAGUUAGUAUAAACUCAGCAAAAAAAAGAAAGGUCCUCUCACAUUCAGCUCACAUUUCCAGCAAAUGUCUUAACGUGUGUAAAUAUUUGUAUGAAGAUGAAAAGGUUCAACAACGGAGAGAUAAUCUGAAGAAGUUUCACAGACGUUCGAGGAAGAGAAAUGGAAGAAUGAGUCCCUGAAUAAAGUGGAGGUGGAUAUCAGGAGGAACAGUCAGCAUCUCCAGCUGCUUUAACUACUACAGUGCAGCAGCAGAUCGGUCCGUUCUUGCUGCGAGAUGUUCCUCCACUCUUCCACCAAGGCGUCCGCAAGUCCUCCGUCACGUCUGAAGGGACACGCUUACGUGUAAUGUUCCACCGCGAGGACGAUCAUCUGUCCUUCCUGUCUCCCUGUAGCACCGUCUGAGACGUCUUACGUUACAGACGUUACAGUUUAUCGCUCCGGACACAUCUGCAGUCCUCACGCCUCCCUGCAGCAGGUCUACGGCUCGUUCACGCAGGAGAGCGGGAACCCUAGGCGUCUUUCUCCUGGUGUUGUUCAGAGUCAGUAGAAAGGUCUCUUUACUGUCUUAACUUAUUGUAACUGACAUUAAUCCCCUUCCACCUGUAAACUGUUCGAGUCUUAAGGACUGCUCCACAGCGGCAGAACCCUUCGUUUAAACCCUUUCCAAUAAAGAUCUGUAAAGAUUAUUCCGAUUUUACAAAAUGAUCUUUAAAACACAGACUCCUGGAAAAGGGACUGUGUGUGUGUGUGUGUGUGUGUGUGUGUGUGUGUGUGUGUUUGUGUUUGCAGAAACAUACAGAGUAUCCUGUGUUUGGCCUUCCAAGUACUGUGUUUGCUUUCAACUCUGUGUGUGUGUGUAUGUGUGUGUGUGUGUGUUUAUAUGUGUGUGUGUGUGUGUGUGUGUGUGUGUGUGUGUGUGUGUGUGUGUGUGUGUGUGUGUGCGCAUUAAUGCUGUGUAACCUCAGUGGUGAAAGAGACUGCUUUUUCCUCUGACCAUUUCUCCUACAUCUCUCUCUCUCUCUCUCUUUCUCUCUCUCACUCACACACACACACACACACACACACACACACACACACUGUACUACAGACUUGCGUUCGCUCAGUAGAUUAAAAUCGUAUUCAGGGGAAAACAGUUCUUCUGGUGAGAGACCAUGAUACGUGUUGUGUUGUUGAUGGUCCUGCUGGGAGGCGUGUUUGCGGCGCCGUUCGCCAAGCCGGAGCAGGCGAAGCGCUUUAUCCGUCAGAAGAGGCAGAUCGGCUACUGGGACCCCAACCACUCUCAGAACGUGUGGGGCUACACGGUGCAGGAACAGGCUAAUGAGUACUGGACUGCGUUGAGGACAGACGCUCAGUAUUACAUGGACAUGGGAAACCUGGUGUUUGACCGCUCUGUGGCAGAUGAUCACUACAGGAUGUACAUGGAAAUGCUGAGGAAUGCAAGAGCACAUCUCGACGCGAUCUCCGGCCGACAGCGAUAGAUCAGACGGAUUAGAUUGAUCGGACAGUGAUGGAUGAUUCGGUGAUGGAUCGCUCUGCUGAUUCAGUGCCGGAUGGUGAAGCUGCUCUUUGUUGGAUGCUUUUCUAGCGUAGAACUGCAGAAAUUUCCGUUCAUGUAAAGCUCGUUCUGUUGGUCGUUUUAUUCUGUUCCAUAUCGCAACACGCACCUGAUGACACAGGUUACCUGACGCAGGUGUGUUUGGAGCUGGAACAGACCGCGUUCAUGAAUAUAUAUUGAGAUCCUCUGGCCUUUAGGUUAGGAAACAUUUUUGAACAGAAAAUAAUAAAUUCAUAUCGUCUGCUCGCACCCAGUGUCUGAAGUCUCUUGUUUAGCACAAUAAUAAGAUUUGAGGAGGGUGUUGAAAUGCCAGAGAGGAGACAUCUACUGUUCCGGGGUGGUACUGCUAGUAAAACAAGAAACUAAGCAUUGUUUAGAGACCUUUAUGCAGGUUUCAAUUCAGAACUUCUAAACAGCUCAGCUAGCAAAACUAGAUGAUUUUAUUUGUUCCAAGUUUAGGUUUCUGGUUUAUUUUAUUGUGAAUUUUUUAUUAGCAAAAACACAGAGUACAUAAAGUACCUGAGUGUUACCUUUUGGCUAAAAGAUUUGCAGUUUGUGUUGCUAUUUUUGUGUGUGUAUAUACAGUAGAAUCAGCAACGCUAUUGGGGAGCCAUUUGGCUUUCCAUACACCCCUCCCUGUCACCCUCCGGUGUGUGGAGGCAGAUCUGGCUGAAGACACCAAAGCAUGCUGGCCAAGAUCCCCUUCUGUGAUAGCGAAUCGGUUCCCAAACGAAUCGGUUCUUCUUCUUUUUUUUUUAAAAGACUCAUUUAAUUCAUUAGUCGAAUGAAUCAAUUUGUGAAAGGGAGGACAUAAACACGCAUGCAUGUGGUGGAAAUGAGAUCAAAUUUAGCCUGUACAGUAUAUUUACUUCUACAUUUUAUUUAACACGCAGUUUAUAUAAUACACAGCGCCUUCAAUUAAUAUUGGCACCCUUGGUACGUAUGAGGAAAGAAGGCUGUGAAAAAUUGUCUUUAUUGUUUAACCUUUUGACCUUUUGUUCAAAAAAUUCACCAAAAAAUAUAUUUUUUGGGGGGAUAAACCUGUGUUGUGGUUGCAAUUGUUUGAUAUCCGUGAGAGCAGAGUGUUUUUGUGAGGUUU